This is a messenger RNA of Colossoma macropomum (tambaqui), 683 nucleotides long. RefSeq names its product salivary glue protein Sgs-3-like. The record is from RefSeq and is a predicted model, not a curated record. Bases 138 to 683 code for a protein of 181 amino acids. NCBI's taxonomy places the organism in Eukaryota, Metazoa, Chordata, Actinopteri, Characiformes, Serrasalmidae. The transcript is spliced from 7 exons.
CCAGCACUCCACAAACAUCUUCCCCAUUAACCCUGGGUAAUAUAACAGGCCCACCUACGACAUCAGUUGAAUUUUCAAGUACAUUACAAACUACUCCAGAAAUCACCAGCACUCCACAAACAUCUUCCCCAUCAACCAUGGAUAGUACAACAAGCCCAUCUACGACAUCAGAAACCACCAGCACUCCACCAACAUCUUCCCCAUCAACCAUGAGUAGUACAACAAGCCCUUCUACAACAUCAGAUUUUCCAAGUACAGCAAUAACUAUAACUACACCAACCAGCACUCCACCAACAUCUUCCCCAUCGACCAUGAGUAGCACAACAAGCCCACCUACGACAUUAGAACCGACAACUACACCUGCCACCACUCCACUCACCAGUACUCCACCAACUUCUACCCCAUCAACUAUGAGUACUACAACAACUCCAUUAAUAACUAGUGUUGUUCCAAGUACAACAAUAAGUACAACUACACCAACCAGCACUCUACUCACCAGCACUCCACUCACCAGCACUCCACCAACUUCCCCAUCAACUACGAGUACUACAACAACUCCAAUAAUAACUGGUGACAUUUUUCCAAUUACAUUAACAACUACGACUACACCAAAAAUCACCAGCACCCUAUCAUCCCCAUCAACCACGAGUGCCACAACUCCAUUCAUUUCUGCUAAGUUAUAA